GAAGGAGGAGCAUCAGAGUCCAACAGGGACUGAGAGUGAGGAGGGGAUGAAGAGAAUGUGAGAGAGAUAAAUCAGUUACAUGACUCAGGUUAGUUCAGAAAGCUGCCAGAGCUGCAGCUAUCUGCAGAUCUCUGCAGAUGGAGGUUGAGGACAGAGCCCAGCUCUGCUUUCCACAGUUCCCAAACACCUCCUGCAGAAAGCCCUUGUCUCCUUGGCCCCAAACAGUUACCAUUAUGCUGUACUCCAUCUCUCUGAUCACUGUGGCUCUCGACCUGCUCAUCAUCAUCUCUAUCUCCCACUUCAGGCAGCUCCACACACCCACCAACAUCCUCCUCCUCUCUCUGGCUGUCUCAGACUUUCUAGUGGGCCUCGUAGUGAUGCCGGGAGAAAUCCUCCGAAAAUCAUCCUGCUGGUUUCUUGGUGACUUUGUGUGUGCUAUGUACAUUUUUUUUUCAGUCAUCAUUCCCACAUCCUCAAUAGGUGACAUGGUGCUCAUAUCAGUUGACCGUUAUGUGGCUAUUUGUGACCCUCUGCAUUACUCCACCAGGAUCACUGACAACAGAGUUAAACUCUGUGUUUGUCUGUGUUGGUUCUGUUCUGUUUCCUACAGCUUUCUCUUUGUUAAGGAUGAACUGACUCAACCGGGGUGGUUUAAUUCCUGCUACGGAGAAUGUGUGUUGGUCAUUGACUUUGUUUUAGGAGGUGUAGAUGUUGUUUUGUCCUUUCUUGUUCCAGUUACUGUCAUAAUAGCUCUGUAUCUGAGAAUAUUUGCCGUGGCUGUGUCUCAGGCUCGUGCCAUGCGCUCUCACAUUACAGCUGUCACACUCCAGCUUUCAGUGACUCCAAAGGCAAAGAAAUCAGAGCUGAAAGCAGCCAGGAAUCUUGGUGUUCUUGUAGCUGUUUUUCUAAUAUGUUUCUGCCCAUAUUACUCUGUCUCUCUUGCAGGUGACAGCUUGGUCAGUGCUUCAUCUGCAUCCUAUGUUCUCUUUGUGUACUAUUCUAACUCUUGUCUAAACCCUGUGAUCUAUGCCUUGUUUUACCCCUGGUUUAGAAAAGCAGUUAAACUCAUUAUUACUCUUCAGAUCCUGCAGCCUGGCUCCUGUGAGACCAACAUGCUGUAGAGAGACUGUGGAGGGACUCAGAUCAGACUUGGUCU
This is a messenger RNA of Sander lucioperca (pikeperch), 1156 nucleotides long. Its product is annotated as trace amine-associated receptor 13c-like. The transcript has 2 exons. Gene Ontology annotation, cellular component: membrane. Gene Ontology annotation, molecular function: trace-amine receptor activity. The record is from RefSeq and is a predicted model, not a curated record. Gene Ontology annotation, biological process: G protein-coupled receptor signaling pathway. Lineage: Eukaryota; Metazoa; Chordata; Actinopteri; Perciformes; Percidae. Bases 138 to 1121 code for a protein of 327 amino acids.